AUGUACUCUCAACGUCCUCUGUCUUAUGCGCCGACCCCAUACAGCUAUACCCCCAAUCCCGCUCGCUCAGCCUCAAUUAACCUUGAUGAAGAAGUCAAGCUAGCUUCCAGCUCGGCAGAGCGUGACUUGUAUGAAUCGCUAGCCGAAAUAUACAGCAUUGUUGUCACCCUCGACGGACUCGAGAAGGCAUACAUCAAAGACGUGGUUACCGAGGCAGAAUAUACCGAAACAUGCACACGUUUAUUAAAGCAAUACAAGUCCAGCCUUGGAGACGAGGCUGUGUCGCGGGAGUUUGUCGACCUGGAGACUUUCAAGCGUACGUGGGGUCUGGAGUGCCCAAGAGCAACAGAACGGCUACGCAUUGGCCUUCCUGCGACAGUCGAACAGGCUUCCCAUGGUGCUUCAGCUCCUAGCAUGGCGGCAACGACAGGACCCGCUGGCGCAUCAGGCAGUCUCAUUCUGGCGGCGACCGAAAACUUCAUUACCUUCCUUGAUGCUUUAAAGCUCAACAUGGUCUCCAAAGAUGCGCUUCAUCCUCUCUUGUCAGAGGUGAUUCAGUCUGUGAACAAAGUCACAGAUAGUGAUUUUGAAGACCGUGGGAAGAUCAUCCAAUGGUUGAUCGCAUUGAAUCAAAUGCGGGCUACCGAGGAACUGAGUGAAGAUCAGGCACGAGAACUUGCCUUUGAUAUCGAACAGGCUUAUCAAGGAUUCAAGGCGACUUUGAAUUAA
Messenger RNA from Penicillium brevicompactum, 729 nucleotides. RefSeq names its product ESCRT-I subunit protein VPS28. Gene Ontology annotation, cellular component: ESCRT I complex. Gene Ontology annotation, biological process: protein transport to vacuole involved in ubiquitin-dependent protein catabolic process via the multivesicular body sorting pathway. Gene Ontology annotation, molecular function: protein-containing complex binding. Lineage: Eukaryota; Fungi; Ascomycota; Eurotiomycetes; Eurotiales; Aspergillaceae. Bases 1 to 729 code for a protein of 242 amino acids. The transcript has 3 exons. The record is from RefSeq and is a predicted model, not a curated record.